UAUCCACUGCGAAGCUGACUCACCCUCCGUUCUUCUUCACAGCUUCUCCAUUCUUCUUCACAAAUUAUAAAUAGCGCAAGAAAACUCUACAUCUCUUUGUGACUUUGUUCAUAGCUCUUGAGAGAGAGAGAGAGCGCAAAUGGGUAAGGGAGGGAUGUCACAUGGAGGUGCUGGAGAAGACAAAGAUGGUGAAGAAGAGAACAUGGCGGCUUGGCUUGUUGGUAUCAACACUCUAAAGAUUCAGGCUUUUAAGCUUCCUCCCCUCGGACCACAUGAUGUUAGAGUUAGGAUGAAGGCUGUGGGUAUCUGCGGCAGUGAUGUUCACUAUCUCAGGACCAUGAGAUGUGCGGAUUUUGUAGUUAAAGAGCCAAUGGUAAUUGGGCAUGAGUGUGCCGGUAUUAUAGAGGAAGUUGGAAGUGAGGUGAAGGAUCUGGUGCCUGGUGACCGCGUGGCAUUGGAGCCAGGGAUCAGUUGCUGGCGAUGCGACCUUUGCAAAGAAGGUCGAUACAAUCUAUGCCCGGAGAUGAAGUUUUUCGCCACUCCACCAGUCCAUGGUUCUCUUGCAAAUCAGGUGGUGCAUCCUGCAGACCUAUGUUUUAAACUGCCAGACAAUGUGAGCUUGGAGGAAGGGGCUAUGUGCGAGCCCUUAAGUGUUGGUGUUCAUGCUUGUCGACGAGCAAACAUUGGUCCUGAAACAAAUGUGUUGGUCAUGGGAGCUGGACCCAUAGGGCUAGUUACACUGCUAGCAGCUCGCGCUUUUGGGGCACCCAGAAUUGUCAUUGUUGAUGUGGAUGACCACCGUUUAUCUGUUGCAAAAGAGCUCGGUGCAGAUGGGAUUAUUAAAGUUUCAACAAAUAUUCAGGAUGUGGCUGAAGAAGUUGUACAGAUACAUAAAGCUAUGGGAGCUGGAAUAGAUGUGAGCUUCGAUUGUGCAGGCUUCGACAAAACCAUGUCAACAGCACUGAGCGCCACCCGUGCAGGUGGCAAAGUUUGCCUUGUGGGAAUGGGUCACAGCGAGAUGACCGUCCCACUCACUCCGGCUGCUGCGAGGGAGGUUGAUGUGGUUGGCAUCUUCAGAUAUAAGAACACAUGGCCGCUUUGCCUUGAGUUUAUAAGGAGUGGUAAGAUUGACGUGAAGCGGCUUAUUACACACAGGUUUGGGUUCUCUCAAAAGGAGGUGGAAGAAGCCUUUGAAACAAGUGCUGGUGGUGGUAAUGCCAUUAAGGUCAUGUUUAAUCUAUAAACUCACCUGCUGAGGCAUGAACCUCUCUUUGUAAAUGGGAUCUAUGUUUACUUAUUGUAAUGAAACGAAUAAUUAAAUAAAGGGGGAAAAAAAAACUUAGUAGCUUAUGAGUUGGAAGAAGUAAAGGUAGUAGCCUUCUUGUGGUUAAUAAAGUUCAGAUGGCAGUGUCAUGUCAUCUUGCACUCAAA
Corylus avellana is the source of this 1431-nucleotide messenger RNA. RefSeq names its product GroES-like zinc-binding alcohol dehydrogenase family protein. Lineage: Eukaryota; Viridiplantae; Streptophyta; Magnoliopsida; Fagales; Betulaceae. Gene Ontology annotation, molecular function: zinc ion binding; oxidoreductase activity, acting on the CH-OH group of donors, NAD or NADP as acceptor. The record is from RefSeq and is a predicted model, not a curated record.